UGUAGUGAAUGAAUGAGAUGAGUAACGCCGCCCCAUUUCUCUUAUUGCUUCUUCUCUUCUCGGUGCAAUGUUUUGCUACUCACGAAGACAAUGCCUCGCUGGAUUCCGCCGUCAAUUUCGACAUGGGAGGCCUCAGCCGGAGCUCCUUCCCUAAGGGCUUCGUCUUCGGCACGGCAGCCUCCGCCUAUCAAGUCGAGGGCGCUGCCGCCGAAGACGGCCGUGGGCCCAGCAUCUGGGAUACCUUCAUCAAAAUUCCAGGAAUGGAACCAAAUAAUGUGUCAGGGGAAGUGUCAGUGGACCAGUAUCACAAAUACAAGGAGGACAUUGAUCUGAUGGCGAAAAUGAACUUCGAUGCCUACAGGUUUUCAAUUUCAUGGCCCAGAAUAUUUCCAAAUGGAACUGGAAAAGUGAACUGGAAGGGAGUUGCUUACUACAACCGGUUAAUCAAUUACAUGCUCAAAAAAGGCAUCACGCCGUAUCCUAAUCUAAAUCACUACGACCUUCCUCAAGCGCUUGAGGAUAGGUACAAGGGAUGGCUCAGCCGUAAAGUAGUGAAGGACUUUGCUGAUUACGCUGAAUUCUGCUUCAAGACGUUUGGCGACAGAGUGAAGAACUGGCAGACGUUCAACGAGCCUCGCGUCGUUGCCUCACUGGGAUACGACAAUGGAUUCUUUGCUCCCGGGAGAUGCUCAAAAGCAUUUGGGAAUUGCUCGGAGGGGAACUCUGCCACUGAGCCUUACAUUGUUGCUCACAAUCUCAUUCUCAGUCAUUCCGCCGCCGUGCAAAGAUAUCGUAAUGGAUAUCAGGCGAAGCAGAAGGGGAGGAUUGGGAUUCUGUUGGAUUUCGUGUGGUACGAACCUCUUACAAGAUCGAAAGCAGACAACUAUGCCGCUCAGAGGGCUAGAGACUUUCAUCUUGGAUGGUUCUUGCAUCCUUUGGUUUAUGGAGAGUAUCCAAAGACAAUGCAGAAUAUAGUAGGAAAAAGGCUGCCCAAGUUCAGGAAGAAAGAUGUGAAGAUGGUGAAGGGAGCCUUUGAUUUCAUAGGCUUAAAUCAGUACACUGCAUAUUACAUGUAUGAUCCUCACCAGCCUAAAUCCAAACACUUGGGAUACCAGCAGGAUUGGAAUGUUGGAUUUGCUUAUGAACGACAUGGAGUACCAAUUGGCCCAAGGGCACAUUCCUAUUGGUUGUACAUUGUCCCAUGGGGUCUCUACAAAGCUGUAAACUAUGUAAAAGAGCAUUAUGGCAAUCCCACCAUGAUUUUGGCUGAGAAUGGAAUGGAUCAGCCAGGCAACCUUACACUUCCAAAGGUAUUGCAUGACACUAUAAGAAUCAAAUACUACAAGAGCUACUUAUCCCAACUAAAGAAGGCCAUGGACGAGGGCGCCAACGUGAAAGGCUACUUUCAGUGGACAUUCGUCGACAACUUUGAGUGGAGAUUAGGCUACACGUCGAGGUUUGGCAUCGUCUAUGUCGACUUCAAGACACUCAAGAGGUACCCCAAGAUGUCGGCUUACUGGUUCAAGAAGCUCCAGCACAGAGGCAAGCAUUGAUGACAUGGGAAAUUAAGAAGGUAGCUUUUGUCUAUGUUUAUCAAUAAGAAACCAAUGUUUCUCUACUUCUGUAUCUAGCUAUGUCUACUGUUGUUUGCUUCAACUCAUCCAAGGAAUGAAGGUCUUCUUCUUUAGUUCUCUAGGAAUAAAUGUACCUUGUAUUUCUGUGCCUUGUUCAUUUUGGAAUACAUAUUUAAAAUUCUGAUGA
This is a messenger RNA of Salvia hispanica, 1761 nucleotides long. RefSeq names its product beta-glucosidase 44-like. The record is from RefSeq and is a predicted model, not a curated record. Gene Ontology annotation, molecular function: beta-glucosidase activity. Lineage: Eukaryota; Viridiplantae; Streptophyta; Magnoliopsida; Lamiales; Lamiaceae. Gene Ontology annotation, biological process: carbohydrate metabolic process.